AAGGUAAUGGUCACACGAGCAAAAGUAGGAUUGUGCAUGGAUAUGAUUGUGGAUAUAGGAGAUUAUCUGCCGCUGUGGCACUGUGCACGUAACUAUCGGAGCAGCCAUGGCUGAGUUUCAGAUUCGGAGGUACCGGGACGAGGACCAGGAGGCGGUUAAGGAGACUUUCAUGCUCGCCAUGAGCGAGCACAUUCCCUCCACCUUCAUGCACAUGCUCAGACAGCCCCUCACCCAGGCCACCCUCGCCUGCGUCUUCUGUGCCCUGCUGGCCACCUCGGGGUCCGUGCUCCUGCCCGUGCUGGCCGUCACCCUCCUUCUGGCCGGGGCUCGGCAGCUAGUGGACUACUCCUUCGCUCGCUACAUAGAAUCGUGCCACAGGGGAGGCCUGGACCGCGUGCGCGAGGCCUACAUGGAGGGGAAGGACUCCUGCUUCUGGGUGGCGGAGAGCGAGGGCCGGGUGGUGGGCACUGUGGCCUGCCUGCCCUCCAGGAAGCACCAGGGCGAGGAGUGCCUGGAGCUGAAGAGGAUGGCCGUCCGGAGGACCCACAGGGGGCUGGGCAUUGGCAAGGCCCUCUGCCAGGUGGUGGCAGAGUUCGCUAGGGAGAAGAACUACAGCCAAGUGCUCCUCUACUCCUCGGUGGUCCAGACAGAUGCCCAGAAGCUGUAUGAACGUGUGGGAUACAGGAGGGUGGGAGAGUCUGUUGUCCCACAGCUUCUGGCUAAGCUGCUGAACUUCACCCUCAUUGAGUACAGGUACAAGCUGGUUGAGGAUGAUGGAUGAGGAAUCCAUCAUCAUGAACAUGACGAUGAUGAAAGUAAUAAACGUGAAGAUCUUGAUGGUUUUAUACAUUUGGUUGAGUGCUAUUGCUUUGGAUUUGUCAUGUCUGGGAGACUGGGAUUCCCCCUUGGGUUAAAAUGUCCUCUGGAUUCAGGAAUUACAUUUUAUAAAGGAAUUUUUUUCCAAGUCGCUAAAAUGCCCUGUGAAGCUAGGCACGUUUAACAGCAAAUACAGCCUGUCAAAACAACAGACUCCAGAAGCAGAAGUACUGAUAAAUUCCCCAAGAUGCAAUCAAAUGCAUAUAGCCAGUCAAUUCCAUAAAUCAAAAUUUUUUUUUUUUUUUGGAAUAUGAAAUAAAAAGAAAGUACCCGCUCUUUCAGUUCUAUGGUUUUCUGUGUUAGGUCAAAACAUACCCUCAUCUAUUCCUCACCAAGUCCAAAUCUAACCUCAUGGGACUGUAAACACUAAAAAGUGCACCCUUACUGCUUUUGUAUCAAUUCAGAUGGUCAUUAGGUAAUUACAACCAAUCAAGUGCACAAGAUUAGUUGAUAGACAGGAAGUCCUACCACCUGUAUAUAAAAGCAGACAAUUUGGUCUGGAGCAUUCAGGUUUGUGUUAACGAGGACAAAAGGUAUCUGUGAUGUAUUUCAAUUGUUAUACCUCAGGGGUCCCCGUAGGCGCUCCCAACGGCAUGGGCUAAUUGUACAAUUGAGUUUGUAUUUGAGACAUUUAUAUUUUUAAAAAAAUGUUCUAAUAUGGGAGAGUCAGAAAUGAAAGUAAACAUGGAUGGAAGUUUUAAAACGCUACAAAAAGCAUGUUCUGGUCCUCACUCCUGGUCAUGGGGAGCAGCCCGGGUCUGCUGUCUUUUGUUACUCAGCACUUGUUAUUAGCACAGCAGUCAAUCAAUUUUAAAACCAUUUAUUACAUGGUUAACUCAGGUCACCUGGUUUCUUGGGUCUGAGUCGUUCAUUGGUCUUAAAGAAAAAACAAAAACCAGCUGAUUGUGGCUCUCCAGGACCAGGGUUGAGUAUAAUUGCAGUAAAAAGAAAAAUGCGUCCUUAUAAAGCAGGGGUGUCCAAUCUUAUCUGAAAAGGGCUGGUGUGGGUGCAGGUUUUUGUUUUAUCCCAGCACUAAGACUCCUGAUACUACUGAAAGACUUGAUUUAAUACCAUGAUUAAUAAAUUAUUUGAAUCAUGAAUUCAUUUUAUUGGACUUUUUUGCGCAAGUUAAAUGUUAUAUCUGCUUAAUUUUUAAAUGUGGCCACUGCUUCAUGCCCCUGUGCAACAUUAAUCAAUCCAUUGAUCCUCUUUCGUCAUUGCCUCCACCCUGCCCACAUCUGUCGCCACCUGCUGCUCCCCAUCACCGCCACCCGGCCCCACCCAUCAUUUGAGCCGCAUCAUACACUCUAUAAAACUGACUGACAUGUUGGCCACCAGUCGGUACCCUGAGCCGUCCAGAGGAGGAUGGGUUUCCCCCUGGAGCCUGGUUCCUUCCAAGGUUUCUUCCCAUCUGCCACAGGGAGUUUUUCCCCUUGCCACUGUUAUCUUAGGCUUGCUCCUGUGGGGGUUUAGGCCAAGGUUGUCUGUAAAGCGUAUUGUGACAACUGCUGUAAAAUACGCUAUACAAAUAAAAUUUGAUUUUGAUUGUUUAUACUUGCUUAUUAUACUUGCAUUUUUGGUUAAAUAGUGACACUUAUCUUAAGUUAAAGUAAAAUUGGUUGUGUUAUUUUUCACAGAAAUCUACAUUUAUAUACUGUACUGGACUUGGUGAGGACUUAAAGAAGGUUAGUUGUGUCCUAAUAUGUAGCCUAAAAUAUUAGGUUACAUAUUAGGAAAGGAUGUACUUUCUUUUUCACAUCCCUGUCUGCCUUAAGCAGUCAAAGUGCAUUUGAUUGAAUCCAGCCCAUUUUCAUUGAAAGUCAUAUAAUUUUCAUAAUCAUCAUUUAAUUAAAGCUUUUGAAACAAGA
This is a messenger RNA of Anguilla rostrata (American eel), 2744 nucleotides long. RefSeq names its product N-acetyltransferase 8-like. The transcript is spliced from 2 exons. Bases 107 to 781 code for a protein of 224 amino acids. The record is from RefSeq and is a predicted model, not a curated record. Gene Ontology annotation, molecular function: N-acetyltransferase activity. NCBI's taxonomy places the organism in Eukaryota, Metazoa, Chordata, Actinopteri, Anguilliformes, Anguillidae.